Messenger RNA from Engraulis encrasicolus (European anchovy), 5928 nucleotides. RefSeq names its product DAB2 interacting protein b (gene dab2ipb). The record is from RefSeq and is a predicted model, not a curated record. Lineage: Eukaryota; Metazoa; Chordata; Actinopteri; Clupeiformes; Engraulidae. The transcript has 15 exons. The coding region runs from base 476 to 3907 and encodes 1143 amino acids. Gene Ontology annotation, biological process: regulation of GTPase activity.
CGGUCCAAAGAACGAGUCAAAGUUUAUUUCUCAGUCAGUGAAUGGACGGUUUAAAAAUAGCUCUAGCUCAGAUGAAAUCACUCAAGCCCGUGCUGUAUGUUAGUUUAUCCACAGCGUCUGUCUGCUAUUGCAGCCUCUAGUACUAGUACCGCUCAGGCAGAUUAGGAGCGCUAUCUUUUUAAAUGAGAGGGGUUGAGGGGUGUGUUCAUCGGCCAGGCAUCCCGAGGGACUGAAGGCUUCCGUCGGUCGGACUCGGCGCAGAGCGAACAGAGCAGAGCAGGGGAGCAGGGAGAGAGAGAGAGACAGGGGCAGCCUGCCUGCGUAGUGUAGCGUUGCCUACACCACUUUCCCAGGCACUCGAAAUAAACGGGAAGCAGAGAAGAGGCAGAGGAUUUUUUGGGUGAAAAAGCGAAGGAAUGCUCCAAACGUUCGAGUUGUCUGGCUUUAAGGACGCCGUGUUUGGCUCGAUGGCGCGAUGUUUCACCGCUUUGGUAAAGCAUCCCAUCUGAUGCCGAGGCUGAAGGAGUCGCGCUCCCACGAGUCGUUGCUCAGCCCCAGCAGUGCGGUGGAGGCCCUGGACCUCAGCAUGGAGGAGGAGGUGCUCAUCAAGCCUGUACACAGCAGCAUCCUCGGACAGGACUACUGCUUUGAGGUGACGACGUCUACGGGCAGCAAGUGUUUCUCAUGCCGCUCUGCUGCCGAGAGGGACAAAUGGAUGGAGAACCUGAGACGAGCGGUCCACCCAAACAAGGACAACUGUCGGCGGACGGAGAACCUGCUCCGGCUGUGGAUCAUCGAGGCCAAGGACCUGCCGGCUAAGAAGAAGUACUUCUGCGAGCUGUGCCUGGACGAUGGCCUGUACGCACGCACCACCUGCAAGCUGAAGGCAGACAACGUCUUCUGGGGGGAGCACUUUGAGUUCAACAACCUGCCGCCCGUACAGAACAUCACCGUGCACCUCUACAAGGACAGCGACAAGAAGAAGAGGAAGGCCGACAAGAACAACUACGUGGGCUUGGUCAGCAUCCCCGUGGCCGCGGUGACGGGCCGGCAGUUCGUGGAGAAGUGGUACCCGGUGAGCCUGCCCAACCCGGGCAAAGGCAAGGCGCCGGGGCCCAUGGUGCGCAUCAAGGCCCGCUUCCAGUCCAUGAGCAUCCUGCCCAUGGAGCUGUACAAGGAGUUUGCCGAGUACACCACCAACAACUACAUGCUGCUGUGCGGAGUACUGGAGCCGCUGCUCAGCGUCAAGAGCAAAGAGGAGAUGGCCUGCGCACUGGUGCACAUACUGCAGAGCACCGGGAAGGCUAAGGACUUCCUGACAGACAUGAUGAUGUCAGAAGUGGACCGCUGUGGCGAGAACGAGCAGCUGCUUUUCAGGGAGAACACGCUGGGCACCAAGGCCAUCGAGGAGUACCUCAAGCUAGUGGGACAGAAGUACCUGCAGGACGCACUGGGUGAGUUCAUCAAGGCGCUGUAUGAGUCGGAUGAGAACUGUGAGGUGGACCCUGGGAAGUGUUCAUCGGGGGACCUGGUGGAGCAUCAGGGCAACCUCAAGAUGUGCUGCGAGCUGGCUUUCUGCAAGAUCAUCAACUCCUACUGCGUGUUCCCGCGGGAGCUGAAGGAGGUGUUUGCGUCGUGGCGACAGGAGUGCAGUAACAGGGGGCGACCGGACAUCAGCGAGCGUCUGAUCAGCGCCUCCCUCUUCCUGCGUUUCCUGUGUCCCUCCAUCAUGUCCCCCUCCCUCUUCAACCUGACGCAGGAGUACCCCGACGAUCGCACAGCACGCACCCUCACGCUCAUCGCCAAAGUCACACAGAACCUGGCCAACUUCACCAAGUUUGGGAACAAGGAGGAGUACAUGUCCUUCAUGAACGGUUUCCUGGAGCAUGAGUGGACCAACAUGCAGCGCUUCCUGCUGGAGAUCUCCAACCCCGAGACCAUCUCCAACACGGCCGGCUUCGAGGGCUACAUCGACCUGGGCCGAGAGCUGUCCACCCUGCACUCCCUACUGGCAGAGGUGGUCUCCCAGAUGGACCAGAACUCUGCAUCGAAACUCGGCCCAUUACCCAGAAUCCUGAGGGACGUGCACACAGCGUUGACCAAUCCGGCGGGGGUACAGAUGGCUCCGCCCCCUGCUGACCGCAUGCCCUCCCCUCCCGCCCCCAGCUGCAGCAUCUCCAGCGGCCUCCAGAAGAUGGUCAUCGACACUGACCUAUCAGGACUCGUAGACUUUACCCGUCUGCCGUCGCCGACUCCGGAGAACAAGGACCUGUUCUUUGUGACGCGCGGCUCGGGCGGCAUCCAGCCCUCCCCGGCGCGCAGCUCCAGCUACUCCGAGAGCAACGAGCACGAGCUGGGCCUGGCCGGCGGGGGCAAGAGCCUCUCCAUGGUGGACCUCCAGGAGGCCACGCGGGCCCUGGACGCUGCCGUCGCCUACACCCACACCCACACUCAGCACCACCACCAACACCACCACCUCCAGCUCCACCACCAGGGCAGCGGAUCCCAGGACAGUGGUGGUGGGUUGGAGGACAGGGUUGGAGUCGGGGGUAUUGGUGGUGGUGCUCUGGUGCCCUGGUCGGCACACACUGCCCAAGGGAACCAUCCAGGAGGAGGAGGAGGGGGAGGGGGGGUGAUGCUGCUGAGGCGGCCUGGACAGCAGUCCCCCGGGAGCGGGCUUGGGGACGGUGACGGUGUGGGUGUGGGUCUUGGUGUAGGGGGUCCGGGACGGCCGGCACAGUUGCUGGCGCCGCUGUCGUUCCAGAACCCCGUGUACCAGAUGGCAGCCGGGCUUCCCGUGGCCGUGUCGCCUCGGAACGCUAUGAGUGGAGGAGGAGGGGAUUCCGGGUCGGAAUGCCACAGUUCGGUCAGCUCGCAUAGCAACAACGAGGACGCAGUGGUGUUGUCGUCGACGACAAACAAACACGGACUGGCCAAUCACGGAGGAGGGGGCAGUAGCGGAGGGGAGGAGUUUGGAGGCGGGAGUGGUGCAGGCGGGCGUCGGUCGACGGAGUUCUCGCGGCGACAGCAGUCCCUGACGGACUCUCAGCAUUCCCACCAAUCGGGCGUGCCGAGGCAGAACAGCGCCGGCCCCCAGAGGCGAAUCGACCAACCGCCGCCGCCCAUGAGCGGCGGCCCGCCGCAGAGAGGCCGCACCCCUCCCAGCAUGCUCAGCUCCGCCCCUUACCAGCACACGCGGCCCUCCAGCGGCAGCGUCAUGUCCAACUCCUCGCCCGAUUGGCCGGGAGGUAGUCAAGGGGCGCGGCUAAGGCAACAGAGCUCCUCCUCCAAGGGAGACAGCCCGGAGACCAAACAACGGGCGCAACACAAACAGGCCCCCUCCCCCGUGGUUCCCAGUGCUCUGGACCGCACGGCUGCUUGGCUUCUGAACAUGAAUGUGGCGUAUUUAGAGCAAGACUCAGACACCGAGCACACACACCCCGACAAGUACCAGGCGGAGGUCUGCAUGCUGCAGGAGAAGCUGCGCGUGUCUCUGGGGCGUCUGGAGGAGAGCGAGUCUCGUCUGAAGGAGCAGGAGGAGCAGGCCCACAAGAUGCUGAUGGAGUACCAGGGACGCCUGCACGAGGCCGAGGACCGCCUACGCCGCCAGCAGGACGACAAGGACCUGCAGAUGAAAGGGAUUAUUAGCAGGUUGAUGUCUGUGGAAGAGGAGCUGAAAAAGGACCAUGCGGAUAUGCAGGCUGUGAUCGAUUCCAAGCAGAAAAUUAUCGACGCACAGGAGAAGAGGAUAGCGUCUCUGGACGCGGCCAACGCUCGUCUGAUGAGCGCCCUGACGCAGCUGAAGGAGCGCUACAGCAUGCAGAGCCGCAACGGCAUCAGCCCCACCAACGCCACCAAGCUGCAGAUCACCGAGAACGGGGAGUUCCGGAACAGCUCCAACUGCUAGUCCACACACACACACACACACACCAUACACGGACACACACAUGGACACGGAUACAGACACACACACACACACACACACACACACGCGCGCGGACACAGAUACAGAUACAUGGACAUACCAACACACACACACACACACACACACACGCAAACAUGGGCAUACCAACACACACACACACGCACGCACGCGCACACACCAACAUACCAACAUACACACACACACACACACACACACACACACACACACACACACACACACACACACACACACACAAACACACACACACACAGACUGAGUGCAUGAACAAAAUGUUAGUCUCAUCAAAUCACCGAAACCGACCGGAUAGAGGAAUGGCUCCGAUUACAAACACACACACACACACACACACACACCGUCAAACUGCAGAUAAGGUGAAAAUAGAGAAUCCAGAACUGUCAGCUGCUCAUAUAUACCACACACACACACACACACACACACACACACACACACACACACACACACACACACACACACACACACACACACACACACACACACACACACACACACACACACACACACACACACACACACACACACACACACACACACACACACACAGCAUUGACACUGUACCUUCCAAGGGGAAUUAGACUCCUGACUUGGGAUAUGUUGUAGAUAUUCUCAUUUGUCCGAUGUCAGUGGAUACUGUUGACAAAAGCUCAUUGGACAGUCACCUGUCAGUCAAAGGCGUCCAGACGACAUGAUUGGACAGCGUGCUGGACAGACAAUCCCAUUGGACAGACUUUGGUUGGCCAGCGUUUCCUCUCGUUUUCAAGCAGCGGAAGCAAAGACAAAACUGCUGUCACCCGGGACUGAACCACUAUAUAGAGGAAAACACACACACACACACAGAUGUACAUGUGUGCAUAGUCAAACGCUUGUUCAAACGGACACAUUCACAUACACAAACACAUACGUUUGUGUGACACAAUCAUCGAACCUUGGUCCGGCAGUUAAAGUCUUCCCCCUGCCCCUCAUCCCUGUUUACGUUAGGCCUGCCUGGCCAGCCAUGUGUCUAUGACAUGGUCACUGUCAUGCGCAACUAAAGUGCAAUGGACUUACCCUCCAGAUCCCUACUCUGUCCUGCAAAGGCAAUGUGCAGUAACUACACGGACAUUGAAACUGAGAGACAUGCCUUCAAAGUUGUCAUACUGGCCAUCCAGAUAUUGCACGCACAACAGGUUCAAAAAGUAAAAAAUAGAAGGGAGGUAAUCACCACUGUUGUACCUGAAAUGUAUUUGGCUGGCCAGUAUGAAAACUUUGAAGGUAAUUUUCUAAGUUUCAAUGUUGAGAGUAGUUACUGCUCUUUGCCUUUGCAUGGCAGUAUUAAUGUAUAUGGGUCUAGAACCUAAACGCAUCUGCUCCUGCUAUGUUUGGAGUCGUGAAUCUCCUUAGGCUUCAACAGAGGUGUACCUUUAAGAGUGUACCGUCACACCGGUGUGACGGGAAUGUUCGGGCAGUGAAAGUUCUAUAGAAUUCUGGGCGUCAUUCAUUACAAUUUGGAAUUUUAGAAUCUUGCAUUGUUAUAGAACACAUUCUUUUUAUAGAAUGUUCAAAAACCCACCCUCUUAAAGGUUAAGUAGAAUUGGAAGAUGGUGGGUGUCGGAAGAAUUACAAUACUAGUAGUUUGAUUACAAUAGUUGCAACCUUGUAACAUUGUACUCCUAUUGCAUUCGUAACACACCUCUACUACUAUACACACCUCUGUGUUUCAACAACUGUCAGGACUCAAGAGUACUUGACUGAAGUCAAAAUGGCCAAUACGACCAACCCUUUUCCCAAGAUUAUCCCGAAGAAAAACAACCAAUGAGACCUACCCUCUGAGACCUUGUCUCCUUCCUAGUGCACUCGUGUGCAUGGCUGGACUGGCUAUAUGGCAUACAGGGCAUUUGCCUGGUGGACUGUUGACAAUAUUGGCCUGCUCUCUCCUCAGUGUAGUGGUGGUAUCAGUCCUCAUACCGUUACAGCUGACCCCUCUG